AUCCGAGGUGUGGGGGGCAAUGAGGAGAAGGGGAGGGGCGAUGGGGCCUCGAAGGAAGAACAGAAAAAGGCGAGAGAGGUGGGGGGAGGUGAGGGGGUGCAGAAGGAAGUGGAGGAGGUGGAAAGGUUGGUGGAUGGAGUGGAGGUUGACGAGGGGAUUACCGGGCCUGUGCAGGACAAUGACAGGAGGGAGAGAUCUGUGGGGAAACAGGUUGAAAAGGGAAGGCAGCAAGAACGGGGUGAGAAUGGUGGUGGAGGUCCUGUGGAGCGAAGGGGAAAACAGGUGGAGUGUUGGCUCAUAGUCCCCUAUGAAAAGAGACAGGUGCCCGGAGAAGGAGUCGACAAGGGAAUGAUGUUAGCCCCGGAGGGGUCGAAGGGGCAACGGGGUGUUGGGGCAGGCGUGGGGAUACGGUAUAACUGGGAUGAAGAGCGGAUCAAGCUGCAGGCAAAACUGAGGUGUCGAGAAAGGUCCCGAUCCCCCAAGGAGGGUGGCCAWAAAAAAGUGGGAAGAUGGGUCUCACCCCAAAGACAGAGAAUGGAAGAGGAGUUCAGGGGUGAAGACGCAGGGGAUGAGGGGCAGUCGGCAGCCAUGGGAGGCAGCCAGCCAAUAGAGCUUGACACGGAAUUGGAGGACAUGACCAUAGAUGAAGGGGGGAACCCGGUGGAUGGGGAGGUGGAGGGAAUGGAUGAGGAUAUGGACAUCACUAUAACGGUACAGGGUUCGCUCACUGAGAUUCUGGCAGCAGGGGACUGUAAUGUGUGCCCGAUAGUGUUGUGGUGGGCAGAAGAUGGAAUUCGAGUGGUAACGAAGGGGAGCACGGAGCUCCUCACAUACGCGGCAAGAUCCCUCCCCAAGAAUCAGAAUAUUUCAAGGCAGGUGAGCCGGUGGGUGGGAUCAAACUACAGAGUUAGGGUGCUUCCCAGAGUUUCGGCGGGCAGAUUUUUCAGGCGGCUGCAGCAGGGCAAGGAAUACGGGUUGCUGGUCUUUUUCACAGCCAUCACUCCAAAGAGAGCGGCCCCCCUGACUCUGGCACACAAGGAGGCGACGUGGACGCGGUUCGACCAGGUCUUCGGCUCCCGUGCGAAGCCGGCGGACUUCAGAAUAGUAAACGAAUUUACGGCGGGGGUGCUGGUCAAGGUUAACUCAUUGCUGCCGGAACAGCAGCGAGUGGGAUCUGAAAAUUUCUUGAGGGCUAAGGUAUAUGGGCCGUCGGAUCCCAGGGAGCGGAGAGACUUCUGGGAGGACAUCAGGACGAAAAUCCCUGCAGUCAAUGGCCUUGUUUUUGCUGGGGAUUUCAAUACUACCAUCCAUCUGGGGCUGGACUCGAUCCAGGAACACCCACCCACGGCGGAUGCGACCGCCUUACAGUUGCUUAUGGCGGAGUUGGGCUGUGUGGACGUGUAUAGGUCAGCAUUCCCUACAGGGCGGGAGUAUACGUGGUUUGGGUCAGCAGACAGGCGGAGCCGUAUCGAUAUGGUGUGGGUCUCGCACACCAUCCACAGGAGUGGUGGUGAGAUCUCCUAUAUCCCAACUGCACUGUCGGACCAUGUGAAAAUAGUAGCAGCCCUCCCAGUCGGAAACAUUAUGGUAGGUCGCCCGCAGCCCUCCAUCCUGGCGUGGGUCUUUCAGGAUGCUGAGUAUAAGCCGCUGAUUCACCAGCACUGGGCGGCGUGGGCGCAAAUGCGCCCUCAGGGAACGAAUGAGUUGGAAUGGUUGAUGCAAGGCAAUGCCUUGCUGCGGAAAUGUCUGCAUGACAGGCUAGCAUGUAGCUAUAGAGCUCAUUUGGCCACAGGACAGGAGUACGUAGAGCGACUUAGUGCACUGAACAGUGGUCCAAAGGAUACUCAAUCGGAGGAGGAGUGGUGGGUGGAGAGGGCCGAGGCAGUAAGAGAAUGGCAGGAGUGGGUGACUGUGGAGGCCGCCCGGUGGGGGCGAAGAUCGAAGGUGGGAUGGACUGUGGUUGGGGAGAAGAUGUCAAGACGUUUCUUCAGAGAGCUGGGAAAAAGGCAGGGGAUAGCCCUAAUGACGGCAAUGGAUCAUCCUUUUGAUCAGCAGAGGCCACGGCAAGAGACAACGGCGGGGAUUAUGAACUGUGUCACGGACUUUUAUGCGGAGCUCUUCACUGAGGAAGAGGAGUGGACGGCGGAAGAAAUGGCCACAAUCCCUCAGGAGGAUAUCUGGAAACAUGUACCAGGAGGACUGGCCCCUGAGCAAGCUGGACCCCUCGAGAGGGACAUAACCUCAGAUGAGGUUUGCAAGGCGAUUGAUGAACUGCCAAGGUUAAAAGCGCCAGGUGUAGACGGAGUCCCGGUCGAAAUGUAUAAGGCGGCGCCGGACUUUUUUGUGCCAACUUUAACAAGGGCAUUCAAUGAGGCCUUGCAGCAGGAGCACGUCCCUGCAGGAUUUGCAGAUGCUUUCGUGGUACUGAUUUUCAAAAAAGAGUCAAGGGCGGAUGUUAGGARCCGGCGCCCGAGCUCAAUCCUAAAUGCGAAUUAUAAAUUGCUGGCCAAGAUCCUGGCGAACCGGCUGAACGAGGUGUUGUCGUGCAUCAUAAACCCCUUUGUGGCUGGCAGGCAGAUAGUCUCGAACAUUAUGUUGGCAAGGCAAGUUCUCAGAAAUGCAGAGAUCCACGGCCAGUCGUUGGCCUUUGUUACAAUCGAUCUUGAAAAGGCUUACRACCGGGUGCGGUGGGAGUUUCUGUUCCAAAGCCUCCUUCGGAGGGGUAUCGGGGAGAAGUUCUGUAAAUGGGUCAGAGUGCUGUUAGCCUCCGCUAGAACAUGUAUGGAGGUGAAUGGGGUAAAAUCAGGGUUCCUGCAACUGACCAGAUCAGUGCGACAAGGCUGUCCAUUAUCCCCUGCCCUGUAUGUCGUAUACAUUGAGGCCUUGCAUGAUCUCCUUCGGGGGGAUGAAGGUCUGCAGGGGUUGCAGCUGGAGCAGGACUUGGUCCUAAAGUCAACGGCUUUUGCAGAUGACACAGGUGCGGUCAUUCCUCCCACAAUACAGCAGCUGCGUCGUCUUCAAAUGGACCUGGCCUGCUUCGCGCAGUAUUCGGGAGCCAGAGUAAAAUGGCAGAAAUCGAAAGCUAUUCUCCCCCGAGACUGUAAUGCCCCGGAGGAGUGGGACAUCCCUACCCUGGGUGAUGGAGAGAACAUGUGUUUCUUGGGUGCUAUGAUACACCCGGUGGUGGGGGGAGCCCAGCAGAUGGAGGGUUUGGCGACCUCAGCGGUGCUGAGAAUGGGACGAUGGGCGAAGAGGGCGCAUCUAGGCGUAUUUGGAAAAGCCCUGGUGCUMAAAAACUCAGUACUAUCUAUGAUGUGGUACRCUGGUGCCAUCCACAUGCCAAAGAAGCGGGUGUUCAGACAGCUGCGGACUGCAAUACACAGGUACCUGUGGGCGGGGGACGUAGAGGCGGAGUCAUCGAUCCCCAGAGUGGCGUGGCCGAAGUUAAUUCAGCCCAGGGGGCAGGGGGGGCUGGGUCUCUUGGACCCGGAGCUGCAGAUGACAGCGCUGCAGCUGCGUAACCUGCUCUGGGUACUGCUGGGAACGGUUGGAACUGCUUGGGAGCAUCUCACGAAUCACCAUCUGGCCUACGCCCUCGGCAUGCCUGAGGAGACCGUCCUGGUAGCCUUGGCUAGUCCGGGGCUCAUUACUCAUGUGAAGAGGGACCAAGUGUGGUCCACCCCGCUUGGGCUGUGGAAAAAGAUUCGCCUGAUGCAGAAACUGCCGGUGACUGCAGAUGAUGUAUAUAACCAGCUCCUAUUUGACAACCCCUGUAUACGUGAUGACGAAGGGGAUCCCUUCCCAUGGCAGGGAAAACAGGGGGCUUUUGGGAGGUGCUGGGCGGAAUGUGGGGUUUUCAAGGUAGGUCACCUUUGGGAUGAGCGGGCAAGGGAUUGGAGGAGUGAGGAGGAGAUGGCCAGGCUGCUCCCCCACAAGUUCCGGAGGAGGCAGCGAUUGGAGGCCCUCAGGGUAGCAAUCCCUACACAAUGGGUUGACACCCUGAGAACGGACGAGUGGGCGGCGGGGGAGUGGGUAAGACUAAAGGGAGAUAAACACCCACUGCGAGUAUAUCAGAUUCUGCAAAUACUGGGUGAGGAGGUGGAGACUCGAGAGUGGGUCGUUGCUACGGGAUAUGAUGGCUUGGGAACCCCCAUGAGGGUUGGGCCCACUGUGAGGAGAGGACGGAAAAGGGGGGAGGUGGAAACUGUGGCGGUAUGCGAGGAGAAGGGAAAAGGGGGGGUGAUGGGCAAUGUCAGGCCCUACCGGAUUAAGUGCGCAAGAAGGGAAUUGAUCAUCGACCCGGAAGAGUGGUACUGGCCGAAACAGAAUUAUAAUACAAAAAAGGUGCAGCUCCACCAAGUGACCACUAAAAUCAUGUACCGCUCCCUCCUCCCUCAGAUUGAUGUGCGUGAGGAACUGGUGGAUCGAUGGAGUAAGCGCGGGUGGCUACCGGCUGUAUACCUGCUCAGAUGGCGGCAAAAGGAGUGGAGAGAGCAGUGCGCCCUGCUGAAAGCUCUGUCAAAUCAGAAGCAGGCUGGCCUGCUGUGGCUUAUUUACCACUUGGCCGUCCCUACGGCCCAAUGGCAGGCUAGCAAAAGCAAUUAUCGGGACGAGCGCUGUGGGGCGGGAUGUGACCAGGUGGAGACCAUCCCUCAUCUCUUCGUUAAAUGCCCGAUCGUCCAGCAGUUUUGGAGGUGGUGGGAGGCAGAGAUGGGAGACAAUACUCCGUUUCGCGUUUCAGAAGAGGAUGAUGCAGAGAUACUGCUGGGAUCUCUGGUCAAGGUGGAAAGGAUGAAAAAGACGGAGCUAUAUGCCUCAGAGGUGAUACGGGCGGCGGUACUCUGGACCAUAUGGGCCCUCAGGAAUGAGCGGUGUAGGCAGGGGAAAGAGAUUACUUUUCAAUCGUUACGGGCUAGAGUCCUGGAGAGCMUGAGAAUGGCGAUGUCUGCAGAAGCUUUGCGAAGCAGGAGAGCCACAGACCACGGGUUGACGAAGUUUUGGGAUGUGUGGGGUUGUUAUGCAGGCCUGGUGCAACAAGACGGGAAUGUGGGACUAUGGAAGUAUGGCCCGACACUGUGCAAUAGGGCAGGUGAUUAGAGUAGUAUUGCGCAAGGACCACUGUGGUGCUUGUACCAUAUAAGGGUGGGCCAGUGCGAAGUGUGGGGGGGGGAGGG
Messenger RNA from Chara braunii, 5174 nucleotides. The record is from the annotation of a GenBank genome assembly. NCBI's taxonomy places the organism in Eukaryota, Viridiplantae, Streptophyta, Charophyceae, Charales, Characeae.